This is a messenger RNA of Andrographis paniculata, 2901 nucleotides long. Its product is annotated as protein ALTERED PHOSPHATE STARVATION RESPONSE 1. The record is from RefSeq and is a predicted model, not a curated record. The transcript is spliced from 6 exons. The coding region runs from base 570 to 2555 and encodes 661 amino acids. Lineage: Eukaryota; Viridiplantae; Streptophyta; Magnoliopsida; Lamiales; Acanthaceae.
AAUUAAUUAGGACCAUACUCUCGUUGCUUUGGAUUCUUGGUAUUGGGUCUCGAGCUCUUCCUUGUUCUUUUAGCCUUUCCAUCAAAUCCCACAUUGGUUUUUUUCUUGAUGUUCCUCUUUCCAUGGAGAAAGCCCCACUGAAUAAAUAAACAAAACACACUCAACCUUUCGAGGCUGAUUUCAGCAUUCAAAAUUCUUCUUCCUCUACAUUCACCAUUAGCAUUUCCUUUUCUCUCAAAAAUCUUCUGGGCAUUGUUGAGAGGUCUGUUGUUGUUUAUGAGGGCACUGUGUCAGCCAUUAAUUGUUCCUCUGUUGUAUGUCCUUUAAGUUAUUUUAUUUUUCUUAAAAAUUAUUCUGAGGUUUAACAGAGGAAGGGAAAUGGAGCUCAAGAGAGGGCAUUUCAUGCAUCAUUUGUGUCACGACUCAUCUUUUUUCUGAUCUAUGGUUUGCCAAAACUGCAAGGUGUCUGAAUCUGUAUAAAAAGAACCAUACAUACAUGAAGAAGGGGAGAUUGCAAUAAAUAAACUAAUUAAUUACCUGCCCACAUAAUCUGUAACUGUGUUGAAGGAAUGGGUUGUGUAGCCUCAAGAAUCGACAAAGAAGAGAGAGUGAGGAUCUGCAAGGACAGGAAGAGACUGGCGAAGCAGCUGUUGGGGUAUAGGAAAGAAUUUGCAGAUGCACAAUUAGCGUAUUUGAGAUCAUUAAGGAAUACUGGAGUGACCUUAAGACAGUUCACUGAGUCUGAAUCUUUGGAGCUUGAGGACAACACCACUUCCCGCGUCGCCGGAUUCCCGCCGUCGCCGUCUCUCCCUUUGCCGCCAUCGCCGCCGCCGCCGCCCAACUUCAGCCCUGACUUGAGGAGGAAGUUUGAAGACGACAAACGCCCCUCAACUGCACCGGAAGUUGAAGAAGAAGAAGAAAUCAUCGAAUUAAACGAAGAAGGGGGCCAUACUCCACCCCCUCCAGUUCCUACAUCUUCUUGGGAAUAUUGGGACCCUUUUGGCUCUGCAUCUUUGCAAUGUGGAAGAAACAGCGAAACAGUGGAUCAAGACGAGGAUGACGAGGAGAAUUGGAUCGAUACGAACUCUGAAUUCGUCGACGAAAACGACGACUCUAUUCCAGCCGCCGACGACAUUGAUCGCCAGCAUCAAAGUGUCGAGCUUGUCGACGACAGUGCAUCGAUGAUGAGUUCCCACACAAAAGACUCUUCUUCGGACAUGGCGAUGGUUGUGUGGAGCAAGAAGACAUUAGCCAGUGUAAUAAAGGAUGUGGAUGAGUAUUUUCUCAAAGCAUCUGGCGUGGUUAAGGAUAUAGCUGUUUUCAUCGACAUGGACGCCACCGGCGGCACUUUCCUCUACCAGAGCAUCAAGGAGAGCAAGAGGAAGAGAAGCAAUUCGGCGAAAGUUUUCAGCGCCUUGACGUGGAGUUGGUCUUCGAAGUCACUACACUUCGCUAGAGAAACUGGAAGCCCCUCUGUGUCGAGCGAUCCAUGUAAACCGGGAGCACACUGCAUCACACUGCAGAAACUAUACUCGGAGGAACAGAAACUCUACAAGGAUGUUAAAGAGGAGGAGACAUCGAAGGUGGAGUUUGCGAGAAAAACGUUGCUGCUGCAGAGGCAAGAGGAGGAGCACGAUUGGGGCAAGGUGGAGAAGACACGCUCAGCGCUUGAUAGUCUGCAAUCUUACAUCUUAUCGUUGCAGGAAUCGAUAGGCAGGUCUUGUUCGACGAUAUUGAUGGUGAUGAACCAGGAGCUGCAUCCUCAGUUGAUUGCAUUAGCUUCAGGAUUGAUGCACACAUGGCAAACGAUGAAUCGUUGCCAUCAAGUCCAGAACCACAUUUCGCAGCAACUGAGUUGCCUGACGGAUCAACAGAACGCGGAACCUACGACUGAGUACCAUCAGCAGGCCGCAGCGCAGCUGCAAAGGGAAGUAGCGUCAUGGUACGACAGCUUCUGCCGGCUAGUUAAAUUUCAGCGCGAGUAUGUAAGGACCCUCCGCCAAUGGACCAAACUUACCGACUGCCUUGAAGUUAAUGGCAAUUCGGAGACAGGUCAAUCUUCGAAGCUGCGCAUAGCCGUGGAAAAAUGGCUCCAAGAACUUGAUAAAGCCCCUGAUAAAAUGGUGUCCGACGCCAUUAAAAGUCUGCUAUCAGGUGUACACAUGAUCGUUACGCAGCAGCAAGAAGAAGUGAAUGCGCGCAAAAGAUCGGAAAAGGUUGCGAGGAAAUUGGAGAGGGAGGCUGACUUACUUUCAGAAAUGGAGAUGAAGUUUGCAGGAAGUUCAUUUCUCGAAGAUGCGACUUCGAAACACCCGUUGGUGAUGAAGCGAGCCAAAGUGGAGUCGAUGAGGAGGUUGGUGAACGACGAAAAGGCCAAAUUCGAGAGCUGUGUUAAAUUGACGAGAGGCAUGAUUCAUAGCAACCUGCAAACAGGUUUGCCGAAGGUGUUUCAGGCGCUGAUGGCGUAUUCGAGUGCUUCUGCGCGGAGCUUCGAGGAGGUUUUGAACAAUGCCUGCGAAGAAGAUACACAAACUGCAGCAGAAUAUGGGAUUUGAGUGACUGUAAUGUGGCUAUGUACAUUCUUCUGGCUCCUCUGCCAUUUGAAACUUUUGAAUGUGAACUGAUUUAAUCUCCUCUUCUGAUGUUAUUUGCAAUUUUGCACUCUUAGAUAUUGAUAGAACAUAGACUCUGUAACUUUGAUUUAAUUUUCUUUACCACUCCAUUGCAUCAGUUGCCAUGUUCAGUUUUGUAUUUCAUUUCCCAGUGUCAAAGCAGGAAUAAUAAGCAUGAGGUACAAUUCAUCAUAUUAUUAUAUAUACCAUCAACAUAAAAAAAAUAAAAAACAAAAAUUUAAAUAACACCGAUGUUCUUAAGUCCCAACACAACCCCAACCCCAAUAAU